UUUGCUAUUUCGCGUCGCAAGAGGUAAAUGCUCGUCCGGAACAUUCCUGUCCUUGGACCAACCACCAUCAGAGCGAGAGCAAGAGGCGAGUAACCCAAGCCCGAUAAAAACACCCCAAGAACCGAUAAUGUGGAAUUAGUGUGAUUGUGCGCCGGAAGCAGCUUCGUCGCAGGAUUAAACCCCGAGGAUUCCGGAGAAGAAGAAAAAAAAAGUGCGUAAGUAGCUCAGAAAAGGACGCGUCAGCGGGAGAGAGACGAAGCGAGGUGAGGUACCGUGCACUAGAGCGAAACAGCUUGCUUGAGGAGAGACACACACUUUGGAGGAAUCGCAGCAGGCCAAACGGGCACGCGACGCGCACAAAGGCAAAAACAAUAGACAAGACAACAAAAGUCAACAGCCAACGGGCAAAGUAAAGAAAAAGCAAUGGCGACCGGAUUCAGGAUUCACGAGGACCUCACCGAGAAGGAGAACCAGGUGCAGCUGGCGGGCAAGUCGGUCAAUGUGGGCGCCGGACUCAAGCAGCAGAUCCAGCAGCGGUCCACCUUUGGGGUGCUGAACAACUUGGCCGGAAAUGGACGGACGGCGGCGGCCCUGGCGAACAUCGGCGGGGACAAGGCGGCCCUGAAGGAUCCCAAACUCAAGGUCAAACCCUCGGUGCUGUCCAAGCAAACCAAAAAUGUGGACGAAAACGCCAUCGUCAUUCCGACGGUCAACCACGCCAAGACCGUCCUCCCGAAACCCGCCGAACCGUUCAAGACCUUCCAGGUGUACGACGACUCGAAGGAAAACAGCAAGCUUACCGCCAAGGCGACCACCAAGGACGAAUCGCUCGCUGACGCCGCCAAGCGGGAACCGCUGCAGGAGCUCAAGAAUGCCGAACUGCUCGAAACCCCGAUGUCCGUGUCCGAGUCCCUCUCGCCUAUGUCGGUGGACAAAUCGGUGGCGCUGAUCGAGGCGGACUCCUCGCUUGCGGUCCCGCGCAACGACCGCGAGCGCUUCUUCGAGGUCGAAGAGUACCAGGUGGACAUUCUGGCGUACCUGCGCGAGGCCGAAAAGCGCCACCGCCCGAAGCCGCUGUACAUGAAGAAGCAGCCGGACAUUAACCAAUCGAUGCGCACCAUCCUGGUCGAUUGGCUCGUCGAGGUGUGCGAGGAGUACAGGCUGCAGAACGAAACGCUCUGUCUGGCCAUCUCGUACAUUGACCGGUUCCUCAGCUUCAUGUCGGUGGUGCGCGCCAAACUGCAGCUGGUCGGCACAGCUGCCAUGUUCAUCGCCGCCAAGUACGAGGAGAUUUACCCGCCAGAUGUGGGCGAGUUUGUGUACAUCACCGACGACACGUACAGCAAAACGCAAGUGCUGCGUAUGGAGCAACUCAUCCUGAAGGUCCUCGGGUUCGAUCUGUCCGUACCAACGACUUUGGUAUUCACCUCCGUCUACUGCGUCAUGAACGACGUGCCCGACAAGGUCAAGUACAUGUGCAUGUAUCUCUGCGAGCUGUCGCUGCUGGACGCCGAUCCGUACCUCACCUACCUGCCGUCCAAGAUCGCGGCCGGUGCGCUCGCUCUCUCCCGCUACACGCUCGAUCUGCCCGUCUGGUCGCGGAUGCUCGAGACGAACGUCGGCUACCGGCUCGAGGACCUGCGCGACAUCAUCCUGGACCUCAACAAGACGCACCAGCGGGCCGAAUCGAUGGCCCAGCAAGCGAUCCAGGAAAAGUUUAAGGCCAACAAAUAUAUGCAAGUGUCCACCAUUCCGGCGGUGGAACUGUCCGAGGAAACGUUCGACAAGAUGUGCAAAUCGUUGGCCGCGAUAGCAUCCGCGGCUGCCGAAGCGGAAUCGACGACGGCGGUACCAGCUGGUAGCAGCACAGUGGAAGGCACCGCUCCGCUGAGUCACAACGAUUCCAUGCGGGAGAUGAUGUCCUCGUUGUUGUUUGUCUGAGCGCCUCCCCGUUUCCCCCAAGUCCCCCUCCAACUUUUUUUCUGUUACGAUAGGUUUAUAAUUUGAAUAAUUUUAUUCGCGUUUUGUCCUAUUUUAUUUUUAUGCCGGUUUUACCCCACACUCCCACACAUUACGAAGCCUGCCUAAGAACACUGCUUAAUCGUAAACCUAAGCUCCCGUUUUUUUUCGUGUUUUGUUUUCCCCCUGCGCGCGCCCAGACUUUGUGUGUAAUUUGACGAAUUGAAACGCCUAUUUAUAUUUAAUAAAAAUGCCCACUCAACGAAGACGCAAAACAAA
Molecule: messenger RNA, 2238 nt
Organism: Culex pipiens pallens (northern house mosquito)
Lineage: Eukaryota; Metazoa; Arthropoda; Insecta; Diptera; Culicidae
Product: G2/mitotic-specific cyclin-A-like
Exons: 5
Coding region: 424-1941 (505 amino acids)
Biological process (GO): mitotic cell cycle phase transition; regulation of cyclin-dependent protein serine/threonine kinase activity
Cellular component (GO): cyclin A2-CDK2 complex; cytoplasm; nucleus
Molecular function (GO): cyclin-dependent protein serine/threonine kinase regulator activity
Source: RefSeq, a predicted model, not a curated record